Naumovozyma dairenensis CBS 421 is the source of this 1428-nucleotide messenger RNA. It is a transcript of the gene UBX4, whose product is annotated as Ubx4p. NCBI's taxonomy places the organism in Eukaryota, Fungi, Ascomycota, Saccharomycetes, Saccharomycetales, Saccharomycetaceae. The record is from RefSeq and is a predicted model, not a curated record. The coding region runs from base 1 to 1428 and encodes 475 amino acids. The transcript has a single exon. Gene Ontology annotation, molecular function: protein binding.
AUGUCCUCCAUCACAAUCCAUUACAACUUUAACAAGUUUCAAGUCCAUGUGGCUGCUAAUACAAGUUUAAAGGGAUCGUUACAACAAGCUAUAACACAUUUUAAAUUACCAGCUAAUGAAUCAACGAUAAGAUGGGUUCUUAUGCAUGAUAAGAAGAAAGUUCCUUUGGAUUUACCAUUCAGGUUCUUGAACUUCCCUAAUGGUGUCAAUCUAAUUUUGACAAAGGAGGAGGUCUCUAAAAACGCUAAUGAACUUGGUGAGUUGAUUAAGAUACGAUUCCAUAUCCCUGGUUACAAUUCUGUCAUUGCUGAUGUUAGAGCUAAAGGGAAAGUCAUUGAAGUGUUGGAUCAAUUGAACUUGGGUGUUAGCUUUGAAGGCUCUAAAUUACAAAUAUUUGCUAAGAUGUAUUUAUAUGAUGAGUUGGAUGAUAAUACUACUUUGGAGGAUAUUGGUGUGGAUGAUUCAAGUUCAAUUAGAAUUACUUUGGCAUCCCAAUCAAAAAGGAAUUCCAUAAGACAAGAAGAAGAGGAGAAGAAGGUAGUAGAGAAGGUUGAUGAAGAAGGAAAGACGGAGGGUAUUCAACAACAAGAGUUAGAAAAACAAGAAGAGGAGGAUAAUAAUAAUAAUGAUGAUGAUGAUGAUGAUGAUGAUGAUGAUGAUGAUGAUGAUGAUGAUGAUGAUGAUGAUGAUGAUGAUGAAUCAGUUCAAACUCCAGAACCCAGAAGCAGCAGCAGCUUACCGCAGAUACAUAGAAUCAACGCAUAUUUACCACCCUCCACACCGAUUCUGAAUCAAAUCAAUGCAGAGGAAGAAGAUGAGGUUACAUAUGAAAUGACUUUGGAACAUGCAAGAAAGUUCCAAAACAUUCUAUCGAAACAAGCUGGCACAUCAAAUGGUCCACUAUUGACGAAACGACUAAGAGAACAACAACAGCAACAAUUACAACAGAAGAAAAUUAAAAUACGUCAAUGUUCUAUAAGGGUUAGAUUCCCUGAUAGAUCAUGUAUAGAAGUGAAUUUUAGACCUCAAGAAACUAUGCAAGAUGUUUAUACUGUUGUCUCACAGGGGUUGGAAGAUCCAAAUCAAAGUUUUACUUUAAAUUUACCCCAUCCUUUCCAAAUUCUACCUCCAAAUGAAUUGAAAUUAGUCGAUGGCUUGAAUUUUGGAUCCAAGACAUUAUUAUUGUUUGAAUCGACAACAAAUGAUCAAGGGCCGUUCUUGAAGAAUGAAAUACUGAAGAAUGCCAAGGAUUUGAGUGAAGCUGAAGAUGUUAAAAUCGAUAGAACUGGUAAAGCUGAUGAAGAUGCAAAGAAAACUAUUAAUAAGGAGAAAUCAACGGCCACCACGGAUGGAUCGACCUCUAAGAAAACCGGAAAUGGGAAAAGUCUUAAUAAAGUUCCUAAAUGGCUGAAAUUAGGUAAGAAGUAG